This is a messenger RNA of Brienomyrus brachyistius, 7024 nucleotides long. RefSeq names its product ATP/GTP binding carboxypeptidase 1 (gene agtpbp1). Gene Ontology annotation, molecular function: metallocarboxypeptidase activity; zinc ion binding. Gene Ontology annotation, biological process: proteolysis; protein side chain deglutamylation; C-terminal protein deglutamylation. The coding region runs from base 228 to 3710 and encodes 1160 amino acids. The transcript is spliced from 26 exons. The record is from RefSeq and is a predicted model, not a curated record. Lineage: Eukaryota; Metazoa; Chordata; Actinopteri; Osteoglossiformes; Mormyridae.
CUGCUUUACUAGUCUGCACAGUCGUGUCUUUCUCUGCUGAUUUCUGUCUGACUGAGCUUGAUGGGAAGCUGUGUGAAAUGCCAAGCAGGUACAGCCCUUGGUAUGCUCCCGGGCUAGUGAGCCUAAGUUACCCUCAGAUUGCGGUGAUUGCGUGUCAGGACGACCUGAAGGCGAGUUUUCGGGCCCGGCUGAGGCCGUAAGCGAUGGCGAAGUGAUCAUAGGGAGACAUGAAUAAGCCCAAAAUGACUACCGAAAAAGGAGUUCCCAGUAACUCGCGGGUUGUCAUGCUCCUGGGCCAGCUGGAGAGGAUGAAUGGGGAGGCUGUGCCGGGCGACGCUGAGAUGGCUCGACACGUCACUGGCAAAAUCCUCCACCUCAUCCAGACGCAAGAGAAGACCAGGAAGGAGAUGACGGCCAAGGGUUCGAGUGGCAUGGAGGUGAUCCUGGCCGCCCUGGAGAACAUGCAGGACCUCCAGGCCGUACUGAACAUCCUGUGUAUUCUAAAUGAACUGGUCUCCGUAGGCGGGGGCAACAGGGUGGGGGCACUUGUGUCCAAGGGGGGGACGGCCAUCCUGCUUCAGCUGCUGCUCAGUGCCAGUAAGGAUGUCCCUCCCAGCGAGGAACUCAUGCUGCAGCUUCACUCCAUCCUCGCCAAGGUGGGACCCAAAGACAAGAAGUUUGGCGUCAAGGUGCGAGUGAACGGAGCCCUUAACAUCACCGUGAACCUCCUGAAGCAGAACUUACAGAACCACAAACUCCUGCUGCCUUGUUUACAGGUUCUCAGGGUUUACUCCAGCAACACGGUGAACGCAGUGUCUCUUGGGAAAAACGGUGUUGUGGAGCUUCUGUUUAAAAUAAUUGGGCCAUACAGUAAGAAGAACACCAGCAUUCUGAAGGUCGCACUGGACACACUGGCAGUACUGCUGAAAUCCAAAGCCAACUCCCGCCGCGCUGUGGACCGGACCUAUGUGCCUGCCCUGCUGGCCAUCUACCAGGACUGGCACCGUAACGACACAAGGCACAGGCAUGCCCACAUCCGCAAGGGCAUCUUGGGAUGCAUCCGGAAUGUCACCAACAUCAAGCUGGGCCGGAAGGCCUUCCUCGACGCUGACGGGAUGAGGAUUCUCUACAGCACGUCCACUGAGUGCCUUCCCGUGCGGACGCUGGAUCCCCUCGUCAACACCUCCAGCCUUAUCAUGCGCAAGUGCUUCCCAAAGAAUCGGCUGCCCGUGCCCACCAUCAAGAGUGUCUUCCAGUAUCGGCUGCCCCAUGUGCCCGCUGAGGGGCCUGUGGCCCAGCUGUACCGGCAGCCACCUGAAGUGGAUGACGUUGUCGAUGAGAGUGAUGACAAUGACGACGCCGACACUGAGAAUGACACGGAGAACGACGAGGACGACGGGGACUGCUGUUUGCAGAACGACGACAUCGAGACAGACCUUGACAAGCUGCGGCCUGGGGAUCAGGCCAGCCGGACCAUGGAGGAGCUGCGGAUGUACGAGUGCUUCUUCUCUGAGCUUUCGGAGGACUUUCAGGGGUAUCGCUUCGACGGCAGCAGCCCAUGUCAGACACCGUCGCUGCCGUCAAAGUCCCUCAGCUGCAUUGUGGUCCCCACUGCACCAGAUAUGACGCCCUCGGAUUCAAAUCUGGUCCAAUUGGAGUGUACGGACAAGGCCCUCGACCAGCGCCCGGGGGUGGGACUGGAGCAGGCGUUGGUGCGCGAGCUGGGCCGCGUGGCUCUUGACGGAGGUGCGGCCCCGAAUGGGCAGAGGCUUGCGGCAGAGAGUGAGGUGGAACGCGAAGAUGACUGCAGCUCUCACUCGUCCGGGGACCAGGCUGUCCUGGAGGUGCCUGAUACGGCCGCACUGCUGCCCCUUCAUGACCCCGAGCUCUAUGUCGAGAUGGUCAAAGACACUAGGUCCGUCCCCCACUACUCCGAGGUGGCCUACCCAGACUACUUUGGGCACAUCGCCCCCACGUACCGAGAGCACAUCAUAGAGAGACUCUACGGGGUCCAGAGGUCAAAAAUCUUCCAAGACAUCGAGAGGAUGAUUCACCCCAACGACAUCCUGGACAAAGUUGUGUAUGAUUUGGAUUUGCACAGCUGUCCUGUGGUUGAUGAUGGAGAAUGUCUGAAAUUCAACUCCUUGUUUGAGUCUGGGAACCUGAGGAAGGCUGUCCAAGUCAGGAAGUUUGAGUAUGACCUCAUCCUGAACUCGGAUAUCAACAGCAACCAUUACCACCAGUGGUUUUACUUCGAGGUGAGCAGCAUGCGUGCUGGCACCCCGUAUCGGUUCAACAUCAUCAACUGCGAGAAGUCCAACAGCCAAUUUAAUUACGGCAUGCAGGUACUGAUGUACUCUGUCCGGGAAGCCAUCAAUGGACGGCCAUGCUGGGUUCGAACAGGGAUGGACAUCUGCUACUACAAGAACCACUUUUCCCGGAGCUCCAUAGCGGCGGGGGGGCAGAAGGGGAAGUCCUACUACACCAUGACCUUCACUGUGACCUUUCAGCACAAGGACGACGUCUGCUACUUUGCCUACCACUACCCCUACACCUACUCCACCCUCAAAAUGCACCUGCAGAAGCUGGAGGCAUUGAGGACCCCCCAGAUCUACCUGCGGCAGGACGUCCUGUGCGAGACUCUGGGAGGGAACAACUGCCCCCUCCUCACCAUCACCGCCAUGCCUCAGUCCACCAGCAACGACCAGAUCUGCCAGUUCAGGAACCGGCCGUACGUGUUCCUGACGGCGAGGGUCCACCCCGGCGAGACCAACGCCAGCUGGGUGAUGAAGGGCACACUGGAGUUCUUGAUGGGCACUGGCCCCGUGGCCCAGAGCCUUAGGGAGGCCUACAUUUUCAAGAUCGUCCCCAUGCUCAACCCGGACGGCGUGGUCAACGGGAACCACCGGUGUUCUCUCAGUGGAGAGGACCUGAACCGCCAGUGGCAGAGGCCCAACCCUGACCUGCAUCCCACCAUCUUCCACGCCAAAGGCCUGCUGCAGUACCUGUCUGCUAUCCAGAGGGUGCCACUGGUUUACUGCGAUUACCACGGACACUCUCGGAAGAAAAACGUCUUCAUGUAUGGAUGCAGCAUCAAGGAGACUGUGUGGCAGACUGACGUGAACGCCACAUCCUCUGACCUGCACGAGGACCUGGGCUACAGGACCCUGCCGAAGAUCUUGAGCCAGAUCGCGCCCGCCUUCAGCAUGGCCAGCUGCAGCUUCGUGGUGGAGAAAUCCAAGGAGUCAACGGCACGCGUGGUAGUGUGGCGUGAGAUCGGCGUUCAGAAGAGCUACACCAUGGAGAGCACACUGUGUGGCUGCGACCAGGGCAAGUACAAGGGCCUCCAGAUCGGCACCCGGGAGCUGGAGGAGAUGGGGGCCCAGUUCUGCGUGGCGCUGCUGAAGCUGAAGAGGCUCUCGUCCCCCCUGGAGCUCCGGCACGCCUCCCAUUUCCUGGAGGCGGAGGGCGACCUGAUCGAGACCAGCUGCAGGAACACCAGAGCGGGUGCUGGCUCCUGUACACCCACUUGGGCGCUGAGGGGGCGGAGAUCCGCUGACUUCUCCAGAGGGACCCCACGCUCACCCAGCGAGGAGGUGAGCCCCUCCUGCCCGUGCUCCCUGACAGGGGGUCGCCGUCAGAGAAACACGACACCGGCCGUGCUGUGUGCUAGUCUUCCGCCUCGUUCGAUCCCCGUCCGCUCUCAUUGAGCGGGUCACGGUCUCCGGCCACGCCCCCUGCAAACCCCCAUAUUUACUCUCGACUCUGCGGGGCACCAAACACGCCGGUCAAGAGCCGCCGCAGCUCUAAAGUUCAGCGAAUAAUGCAGCUUCCUGUGUGUCUCUGAGGGAGUGGCGGAAGCUGGGAUGGGAAGCCAUGCUGAAGAGACUCAGAGGGUGACAUCACAGCCACGCCAGAGCCUCUUUUAGCGCCCCCUAUCCUCCAUACUCUGUCCUGCAUGGUCUUUAAAUAGCUUUUAAAGGCUUCCUGAUAUCUCUGUGCUGAAUCCCUCACAUCCAGUCUCUCUCUCAGACGUGCACUCAGCAGGAUAAUAAAAGUAUUCCGUGCGGCUACUUUUACGAAUAGGCCCUACAAAUGUCUGAGGUCAUGUGACGCUCCAUCCCUGCAUUGUGCUCAUUUAAAAGUCAAUUAAAGGUGAAUUCUCCUCUAAGACCCUAUUAAGUUGCCUUCUGGAUGAUGGAGAGAUUCAAGGAGGGGUUUAAAUGGAAUGGUCUUCAUCCAGCUGAGAUCCACAAACCCAGGGUAGAAUGUGGACGAUUGAAAUUUACCAUCAUUGAUUUUUUUUUUUUUCAGGCCUGAUUUUGUUUUUAAUGACAGAUUGCGCAGGUGUCAGCUUGGUGGAUUCUCUCCCUUCUCUGAUGGAGACGCUGUUUGUCACUCUGCCUUUCACAUGGUACUGAGAUUUCAUUUGCCUGGUUGGUGUGGUCAGUGAGUCACACUGCGUUUUAACUCUUAACCAGCACCUUAGGUGCGCUUCCCCAUCUCCAUGGCGACCACGGCCUUCGCAAGCAGCCCAGCGUGAUGCUGACGUCUAGCCUGGGAAGAGCGAUCUCUGCUCUGUCUGGCUGUGUGGAUGGAGAAGAUGCAGAUCACUGCUGUGUUUGUGUGGGUGGGUGGAGGGAGACCCUCUCUGUUGUCAGAGCAGCGUUUGUCCUGCGUGGGAGUUAUGCAGGGGGAGGAGAGCAGCUGUUUCCCACAAUGCUUUGCAGCAUGAGUGACCUGCACCCGCAGGCAGCUCUUGGCCUUGGUGUGACCAAAGCUCCUGGGUCAUUUCAGAUUUAGUGCAGUGAACAUUUAUGGCUGCUUAAUGGCAACGGUUUAAUCGGAAUAUUACCAAAUGACGCUCAUGAUUUAUUCAGUAAUACGAUAUGAGACUGGAGGAACAAACAGCCCGGCGUUGCACGAGCGCAGUCCGCCAGCCCCGAGCAUCCGGGAUGUUUAGCCUGCUGUCCUUGUCAGAAGUUGACAUUGCGAGGAAAUACGAGCCUCUGCUCUCGCCUCACGAGGGUCUCAGGGACAGCAGCCAUACUGCCUUUGACUUUCAGCGUAAUGCCUGAUGUGGGUGUUAGAGAUGGGAGGGAAAGAUGAAGAAGACUGGUCAAGAUGGGGUAUCAGACGGUGAGGGGGAGUGAGAAAGAGGGAGUGUGUGUGUGCCUUCCUGCCUGCGCAUGAGCACGCUCAGAGCCUCUUGCACUCGGCCCGGGUUCAUCAGAUGUGGGGAAACCCAAUCUGAGUUUUCACUCAGCUCCUGGAUCAGAACCAGUACUGCUGCUCCCAGGGGCCGGUUGGGUUUCCCCAGAUUGUCCAUCAUCCUGUCAGAGGACAGCCCUUCCUGCAAGGGACACACGGGCACUGCAGUUACACGCACACACAGGGAAUAUAAAGCGUUUAUUGCCGUAUAAAAUGUGCUCAUGCAUAAAUCCCAACACAUACCCACACGGAAAAUCCUACUUUUCAUAUGGAACUCAGGCACACAUUCUGCACAUUCACACAACGCAGUUUCUGCACACUGUGCAAAUUUUGGUCGCCAGUGUAAGAACAGGUAGAAAUGCACCUUCUGUGUGUUCUCAGUUCACCGCGGGAUGCCUCAGUUGGGCCGGGCUGCCGGUGGAGACCUGGAGAGCAGCUACGUGAUACUGAGUGGUUGAAUGUGUUGACAGCUCUGUCCUGUACUGGGAUAAGGAGGCAGCGUGAUUUCCCUGCAGCGAGCGUACGUUAGCGAGGCCGAGAAGCUAAACGUGAGGGAAUCACGAUCCGCUUUCACGGUCGGAGGUGAGCGGGCUGUCAGUGAGUGUCUGAGAACUCAAAGUAGAAAGAUCCGAAAAAAAAAAGCAAGAUGUUUGUCCCUCUAAUGGGUUAGAGCGUGUGUGUCAGGGCUUGGGGUGGGUGGAGUCAUCAGAAUUGUGGAGUACUCUAUGAAAUAUUAAGAACCACUCAAACCUCCAUGAACAAAUAUCUCUCGUCAUCCUUGGAGGCAGAUACUGAUAUUGAGGACGCCUCUCACACACAUCACCGAUGCUCAGCCUGCCAGGUCAGCCUCUAAUGGCACCAAAUCACUUUAGCUCCUCCCAAGGAGUAUUUUAGCACGUUACCCCAGGAGGCAGCGCUCCUCGCCGUGCCGCUUGUCCCACGUGAGUGAGAUUAUGUUACGGCAACGAAGAAUGGCGUCGGCCUCUUGGGGCGGCGGGUAUGGGGGUGUGCUGGCUGCCCCUGUGCUCAUCUUGGCAGCGCGUUAUUCUGGGGUCCCCUGUGCUAUUAAACCAUUAGGAAAAUGGCGUUAAUCAUCAGCCGUGUCGGGGUCAGGGGUGGCCUUUGCGUCAUCGUGUCAGGUGGUGGAUACAGCUGAGGAGGUUCGGUGCAGUUUCAGGGAGGCCGCUGGUCUUAGCCAGUUAAAGCCACACGGCGGCCCAGUAGGCUGGGUUUUUAUUUAUUAUUAUGGUUUGUUUUAAUCUCUGUGUGAGGCUUUGCCGCACCCACCCUAACUGCUCUGCUUUAGGCUGACUCCUUAAGCAGUGCUGUGUGACGGUGGUGGUUCAUCAGAUCUUGUAGAGACGUUUGGCACAUGUUACCCAAUCCAGUGAGAUCCCAGCCACAUUUUGCAAGCCUGCUGUCUCUUAUUUUAAUUUCUUUACUGGCACUAAAAAUCACGGCUGCCGUGGCGAGAAGCCGGAUCGGCCCAUCGGGCCAGCAGUAGAGCUCUUUCCAGAACCAGAGGGUACUGGGGUUUCUGGGCUUCUGCGUGUCCACGAGUGGUAGGGCACCUUGGGGGAGGGGGUGCAUGCAGAGAUACACCUGAUCAGCCAUUUCAAUAAGGUGGCACAUUCCCAGCCUAAUAUGUGCUCUCGGUUGCCAUGGGGAUGUGUUAAGCAGCAUUCGCUGCACUCAUAUACUUAAGAGGUGAUGCAUUCUUUGUUGCCAUGGUGAUGUGUGGCACGGUAACCAUCUGCUAGGCCCCCACCUCCUGAUUUUGUCUAUUCAUUUUGUUGUGUUUUUGCCUCUCCUU